Molecule: messenger RNA, 2343 nt
Organism: Gasterosteus aculeatus aculeatus (three-spined stickleback)
Lineage: Eukaryota; Metazoa; Chordata; Actinopteri; Perciformes; Gasterosteidae
Gene: mpp1
Product: MAGUK p55 scaffold protein 1
Molecular function (GO): protein binding
Source: RefSeq, a predicted model, not a curated record
AGUCAGUCACUCAGUCGCAUGUUUACUUGCUCGCGUCAGCAGUGUCCUCGCAGCAGAUCCUUCGCGCGCCUCACCUGCCUGCAGCUGGACCUUCAUCUGACUUUAUCACACCUCCGGGCCUCCUUAUCGGCCUGUCUGCUGGCUGCUGCGCAACGUCUCGCGGCAAUUAGGGCCCGCCUCUUGCAGACUUUGAGCGGGGGGCACAUCGUGUUCCGUCUUUUCUCCCUUCAGCUAUAACGGGAAGAUGACGUUAAAAUCCAAUAAAAACGAACCCGCUGUCGUGCUGGAGCCCGUCAGCAGCGUGCGGACCGCUCUGUCCGACCUGUACCUGGAGCAUCUCCUUCAAAGCAAGCCCAAGACUGACAAGGCUGCAAUGCAAACCUGUGAGAAUAAGGGGGCUGAUGUUUACACCAACGGGAGUGCUGGACACGUGAAUGGCACCGAUCUGACCAGGAUGAAGGAAGUAGAAUUUGACAAGAAUCCUUCAGAGCCAAUGGGAGUCACUCUGAAGCUCAAUGCCAAUCAAAGAUGCACUGUGGCCAGAAUAUUGCACGGGGGUUUGAUCCACAGACAAGGGUCCUUAAAUGAAGGAGACGAAAUAGCAGAAAUCAAUGGGAAAAGUGUGACAAACCAAACUGUAGAUCAGCUACAAAAGAUUCUGAAAGAAACCAGUGGAGUGGUCACAAUGAAGAUCGUUCCCAACCUGCCAAAUCGAUCCCGAGCCUGUGAGAUGUACAUGAGGGCCCAGUUUGACUAUGACCCCUCCAAGGAUGACCUCAUCCCGUGCAAAGAGGCAGGUCUUAAGUUCCAAACUGGGGACAUCAUUCAGAUUAUCAACAAGCAGGAUCCAAACUGGUGGCAGGGCAGAGUGGAGAGCGGCGUUACUGAAUUCGCUGGACUGAUUCCCUCCCCGGAGCUGCAGGAAUGGAGGGUGGCGAGUAAAAGCAAGACCAGAGAGGGCGGUCAGUCCUGCAGCCCAUUUGGAAAGAAAAAGAAGUGUAAAGACAAGUACCUGGCUAAACACAGCUCGAUUUUCGAUCAGCUGGACGUGAUUUCUUAUGAGGAGGUUGUUCGGCUCCCUGCUUUCAAAAGGAAAACGUUGGUGCUUAUCGGUGCACCCGGCGUAGGAAGAAGCCAUAUCAAAAGUGCACUAUUGACCAAAUACCCUGAUAAGUUCUCCUACCCUGCACCUCACACCAGCAGACCCCAACGGAAGGAGGAGGAGAAUGGACAGGAAUAUUAUUUCAUCUCCAACGAAGCCAUGACCAAGUGCAUCUCUGGAAAUGAGCUGCUGGAGUAUGGCAGCUUCCAGGGAUAUAUGUUCGGCACCAAAACUGAGACCAUCCACAACAUCCACAAGCAGGAAAAAAUUGCUUUGCUGGAUAUUGAACCACAGACCUUGAAAGUCUUGCGGACUGCUGACUUUGCACCUCUCGUGGUGUUCAUCGCUCCGACCAACACAGCUGCCCAGGUGCUAAAUCUUUAUCUGAAUAAACUCCAGGGCUUUGUAACGCCAAAUUUGAUCAUCCCGUCACGGCUUAACCCUCUGCCUCUUGUCUCCCAGACGGAAAACCUGCAGAUGAUCCAGAAAGAGUCGGACGCCAUUUUGACCACGUACAGACACAUUUUUGAUGUGGUCCUUGUCAACAACGACGUGAACGAGAGCGUGCGAGGUGUGGAGGAGGCCAUGGAGCGAGCCACCUCUACCCCACAGUGGGUGCCUGUGUCAUGGGUGUACUGACAGACGUCUGGCACCGGUAUAAUACCUUUCUGUUUGUUAUAAAGGCAAUGCAAUAUCACUCCUUACACAAGAACCACUCAGUGAUGCCCCCCCUGUGAAUGGGCUUAUUUCUGGUUCAUGUCAAUUGUCACUGAGAUUUUUUUUGCACAAAUGCAUCCCAAAAAGAAAAAGCAAUAUGUUUCUUUUAGAAAGUUGAGAACCCCUCCAGGGAUGUUUGGUUAGUUGUUUUACGACAUUUGUACUUUGGGAUUUUGAGUGGCUUAUGGAUAGUUUUGGUGCCGAACGCCUUUGUGAUUGAUGGAAAGUGAGCAAAUACAAAAUAGGACCAUAACUGUGAAUGGAAUCCUUUUUAGAUGACAGGAUUUUACCAUGUAAAUCAUUAUUUCUGAAUGUUUUUUUCCUUGUUCUCAUCAGAUUGUGCCAUGAAAUUGAUAUUAUGAAACUGUUUGUUCAUACAGUGAGUGAAACUCUACACAAUGAUGUCUUCUAAUCCAAACCUUUCAGUCAGUCAUCGACACUUUUAUCUCGUCCAAAUUGUGUAUCUCAUGGAGUACUGUAAAGGCACUUUUAAGCAAAAAAUAAAAUACCCAGGUCUAUUGCAA